Messenger RNA from Stylophora pistillata, 1795 nucleotides. RefSeq lists its product as uncharacterized. Lineage: Eukaryota; Metazoa; Cnidaria; Anthozoa; Scleractinia; Pocilloporidae. Gene Ontology annotation, molecular function: lipid binding. Gene Ontology annotation, biological process: lipoprotein metabolic process; lipid transport. Gene Ontology annotation, cellular component: extracellular region; membrane. The record is from RefSeq and is a predicted model, not a curated record.
CGUGAUUUCAUUCCCACCUGAUCUGACCUGUUCUGUUGUUAAAAGUUCCACAAGACUGUACAAUGGCAAAUGAACCGCAGGAAACGCAUUCAAAAACAGAAACCGCUCUCCAACAAAGUAAUGAUCUGUCUGAAAAUCAGAUGCAGCAGUUGAGGGAGGAUUUACAGUCAAUUACACCUUUGGCCGACGCAGUGUGCGCUAGAGUCUCAGUAACCGUGAAAAGUCUCCAUAAAGCUGCUGAUUUUAUGGACAAAGUGAGCACGACGCAUAACUUAGCUCAUGUAACUGGAAGCUCAUUAGCAUUGAUUGGAACACUUUUUGCGAUCAGUGGAGCAUUUGCAACAUUAGCCACGGCAGGCUUAGCCUCACCUUUUAUGUUUACAGGGAUGGCGUUCGGAGUCGUUGGGGCCGGAACCAACGUCGUGGCAAAAAUUAUCGAGUGGCUUAUAAACUCAGAAGAAAUCAAAAAAGCUCAGAAAGACUUUGAGGAACUCUGCGCUAAGCUACAGGAGGUGGCAAUUAAAAUUGAAAAAUCUACCGAUCGUGAAGAAUCAAAAUUUUGGUAUCUGUACUACAUCGCUAGAGACUUUGGAAACCCCGUUCGGAAGAUCCUCAAUGCGAUCCUGUACCACAAUGGGAUGAUAAACAUAUCGGUAGCCCCGUCCGUUAUGCAAGCAGUAGGUCAGGCUAGUGCACAAGCAACUACACAAGUCAUUGACGAGCUGGCCCAAGCAACAGUUAAUGCAGGGUCAUAAGGCAUUGACGACGUAGCAAACGCAUUCAUUGGGCAAACAGCACUGAAAAUAAGUGCACAAGGUGCCGACGACGUAGCACAAGCUGUUGGAGUCAACGGAAUCAAACAAGCAGGCCGAUUUGGAGCCAAAAUAGUCAUAGGCGUCAAUGUUGCAUUGUUGGCGUGGGAUAUCUUAGAUCUGUCAUAUACGAUCACUGAUCUCAUUACUAAUAAGGGCUGUGCUGCAUCCAAAGAUCUUAGAGAAAAAGCACAAAAACUUGAAAGAAUUUUACUUUAAGUGUAAAUUACAUUGGAAGUUCAGCAACCGUAAUAGCUUGAGGAAUUUAAUCUCUUUGAAACAUCGAAACUGAAACAUUGCCUUUCAUUCACGUAGAAUUGUAAUACAGGGCGUCAGGUUCCUUUGAAUGCAUGCUUUAUAGCCUCAUAUAGGACUUUUGUAGGGCUUUAAAGCCUCAAAGAGCACUCUUGAUAUACCCUGUAGCAGGUCACGUAGCACGAACCCUGUACCUCAGUAGUAAACAAUCUAGAUUUAUACAUUUUUGUGCUUAUUACUCACGGUCAGAGCCAAUACCUUUUUUUAUCAUUUUCCUUCAGAAAAAUUGAUAAUGAUAAAAAUGUAGCGGAACAUUUCAAAGAACAGUAAAUACAAUGAUUGGGAGACUUGAAAAUGCCGCUAUAGUUGAAGAUAUUGCACGAUUGCACUUUAACUAUAUUCCCUAGGUGUUUAGUACUAUAUUAUAAACAUAUCUACAUACCGCAUAUAUAUGUGUAUAAGUCGCUCAGAGGCUGACUUCUGCAAUGGCAAAUGAAAUGAUUAAUGCUGGUUAUAGCUUGGAAUAUGAUAGUUAUAGUGGUAGACAAUGUAACCGAGGUGUUUUCGCUAGAGAUUUUUCUAUUGUAUCUUUUUUUCACUUUGCAGAUUCCAGUUAUAUAACCGUAUCAUAGCCUUUUAUUUCCAAAGAGACUGCAAAUAACGUUAAUCAAUUAAAAGAGACAGUAUCUGAGCAUUAGAAUUUUUAAGUCUAGGUAGUCAUCGCUAAC